Molecule: messenger RNA, 570 nt
Organism: Megalopta genalis
Lineage: Eukaryota; Metazoa; Arthropoda; Insecta; Hymenoptera; Halictidae
Source: RefSeq, a predicted model, not a curated record
GUGAAUGCAUUUUAUUUGUAGAUCAUGACAUUGCCGUAUCUUGAUAUGGUUGUCUCGGAAGUUCUCCGCAAGUAUCCGACAUUAGGAUUUCUAGAACGCGUCGCAGCCACCGACUACAAAGUUCGUAAUUCCGAUUUAGUACUGGAGAAAGGUACUCCGGUGUACAUCUCUUUGUACGGAAUGCACUAUGACCCGGAGUACUAUCCUGAUCCGGAAAAAUUCGAUCCCAUGCGAUUCAGCGAGGAGAACAAAAAGAACCGGCCAUCAUUAACGUACUUCCCUUUCGGCGAGGGACCACGUGCUUGCAUCGGGCUUCGAAUGGGUCUUAUGCAAACAAAACUGGGCAUUGUUCGGAUGCUAAGCAAAUACGAGGUGUUGCCUUGCGAGAAAACGCCGGUGCCGGUGGUGCUGAACCCAAAAGCGUCUAUUACGGCAUCGCUGACGGGACUGUACUUGAAUGUUCGGAAAAUCACGACAGAGCCUAGUUAAAUAUGUAUAUAACCAGAUGCAGUUACUAAUCAAAGACUAUUGCGAAUUAAGUAAAGUUUUUGAGACUGUAUGUGAUAACGA